UGCGACGAUGCCGAGCUCCAGCAAGCCCGCCAGGCCGCGAUCGAAGGAACCAAGCAGAAGAUCGUAAUGUCGAUCCGAGUUGCCAAGAGCCACGGCGUCAGGGGCAAAAUGGGGAAAUUAGGUCGCGGUCAGAUGGCCAAACCUAGGGUUCUCGUCAUCUCUAGUGCUAAAGGAUCAAGAAAACUUCUGCUUAAUUGCUUUGAUUGGAGAAAAAUGGAAGAGACAAAGAAGGAUCUAAUAUGUAUAGAAGUCAAGAACAGGCCCCAACAUAUACCUCCGAAUAUGUGGACGAACUUGGUAGAGUUUUGAAGUUCAGAUUUAGGCAAGAAAAGAAGCGAAAUAGAGACUAAGAAUCGUGGUAAGAAUUGAGUUCCACAUUAUUCUAGGACAAGAAGUCAUGCCCGUAUUCAAGCUAACAAAGAGGUACUUGAUACAUUAUUCGACAUCAUUCAUAUUCAUUUAGGAUGGGUGGAACAAAUAAAUAACUACACAAACUUACAAUUUUUUUGCGCUUUGCAAACUGUGUGGAGCUACUUUGUUAAUAUGAUCUUCUCGUUUAUCAUGUGAUAAAAGCCUUAUGUGCUUUUGUCAAUAAUAACUGAUUUUUAAGCAAAAGGAAAUAAGGUAGACAUGCUUGGAACAUGGCUCUUUACACAUGAGCCAAAGAAAGGUUCAAAACUGAUGAUGUUUUACCUAUGAGAAAGGUAGAUAAAAGUAGGCAAAACCUUAAUUUUGCAUUGUUAUUUAGAUAAUUAUACCCUUAUUCAUUAAUAAUUUAUUCAUAAUUUUACACGAGUUAAUUCUUUAGGAGUUGGAUAUCUUAAAAGAUGUAAAAGUUGGUGCCCCUGCUAGUAAUGAAGUUUUUGAAAAGGUAGUGGGAGAAGACAAAAAUGGAUAUGCAAAGACCUUUGGUAUGGGAGUUAGAGUUCCUCGAUCUCGUUCUAAACGGUGUGCCUUGAGGGAAGAGAAAGCAAAAAGAUUGAGAAUUGAACAAGAGCAUGAGGAAACAAAAGAGAGACUCCAGAAUUUAGAAGAUGUGGUAUCAUUGCUUUUAAGUACCCUGGGUUCAAUUGUUAAUCAAUCUGAAAUCGAUGACUUUACAAUUAAUGGUAAUACAAUCACAAGAAAAAUCAUGACGAGAAUCGAUGGAACAAAGAUGGUGAAGUUGAGAGCGAUGAACUUGAAGAUGUAGACAGUAACGAGCAAUAAAGCUUUGGACUAUAUCAUCCAUAUCAAUGCGUAUUUUAAUUUAGUUCACUUUGACUGUUUAUAUUUUAUCUUGAAACGUACGCAAAUGAUGAACUGAUUUUGAGAUGUUGGUUUACUUUCUAGUAAAUGGGUUAGUUGUAACCCUUUGAAAUGUUAUC
Molecule: messenger RNA, 1367 nt
Organism: Cuscuta campestris
Lineage: Eukaryota; Viridiplantae; Streptophyta; Magnoliopsida; Solanales; Convolvulaceae
Source: the annotation of a GenBank genome assembly